CUCAAAUCCCGCCCGGGAUUGAUACUGACGUCUAGGCGCAGCUCAAAUCUCCUCCCCGGAUGCCCCAGAAACCCUAAAACACAGUCAUCGCCACACACUCACUUUUUUGGGUCGUUCAUGGUGCGGAUCUGCGAGAGGAGGAUGAAGUUUUUGGUGGCAGUCACAUUGAUCGUUGGCUCGGUGAUUUUCCUGCUUUUCCCGAGCGGAUCGGAUGCGGAUGAGAAGAAAAAAGGACCUAAAGUCACGGCUAAGGUGUACUUUGACAUCAGGAUUGGAGAUGAGGAUGCAGGACGGAUAGUCAUUGGACUCUUUGGAAAGACUGUCCCUAAAACAACGGAAAAUUUCCUCCAGCUGGCCACAGGAGAGAAAGGAUUUGGUUACAAGGGCAGCAAGUUCCAUCGGGUGAUUAAAGACUUCAUGAUCCAGGGAGGAGAUUUCACUAGGGGAGAUGGAACCGGAGGCAAGAGCAUUUAUGGAGACCGUUUCCCUGAUGAGAACUUCAAGCUGAAGCAUUACGGCCCUGGUUGGCUCAGCAUGGCCAAUGCCGGCAAAGACACCAAUGGCUCCCAGUUCUUCAUCACCACAGUCCAAACGCCCUGGUUGGACGGCAAACACGUUGUGUUUGGCAAAAUCCUGGAGGGCAUGGAUGUGGUGAGAAAGAUCGAGGGAACAAAGACGGAUGGGCGGGAUAAACCUCUCAAGGACGUCAUUAUCCACGACAGUGGCAAGAUCGAAGUGGAAAAGCCUUUUGCAGUAGCUAAAGAGUAAUUUAAGUUUGAGGGAACAACAGGACUCUGGGUUUAAGGGGAUUGAAUUUGGUGCCACUAGAGAUCUAGUGGAAAGAUAGUGUGUGUGUAUGUGCUUUUGGUGCUCCGCCCCCUCGUGGGACCGUCACACACCAGUCCUGAUCCGCAGAGCGGCACUUCCUGGGUCCAGUUCUAACAGGCAUUCCAAUCGGUCAGACUUCUGACCCAACCUGCUUUUAUAAUCAAAUCUUCAAUAAAGGAUCCAGAUUUUCUUAA
Messenger RNA from Ctenopharyngodon idella (grass carp), 1022 nucleotides. RefSeq names its product peptidylprolyl isomerase B (cyclophilin B) (gene ppib). Lineage: Eukaryota; Metazoa; Chordata; Actinopteri; Cypriniformes; Xenocyprididae. Gene Ontology annotation, cellular component: intracellular membrane-bounded organelle. The coding region runs from base 118 to 768 and encodes 216 amino acids. The transcript has 5 exons. Gene Ontology annotation, biological process: protein peptidyl-prolyl isomerization; protein folding. The record is from RefSeq and is a predicted model, not a curated record. Gene Ontology annotation, molecular function: peptidyl-prolyl cis-trans isomerase activity.